CCUUCUCUAUUUAAACUUCUCUGCCUCUCACUCUGCUUUUCCCCUUUAGCGUUUAGACAGCCACAGAAUCCACAAAACCAAAUCUUCUUUCUCCAUUCUCACAUCUCCACCGUUGAUGAUCUAAACCGAUCAAUCUAACGAUAAAAAAACAGAGCUUUGAAACUCCACAAGUUUGAUCAUUUGCUCAGAAACAGAGUAUCCUCUGCUCCUUACUCUGUGUUUUUCAUCGAUGAGGAGGUUAAGAGGGAUCAAAAUCAGAAGGCCGUUUCAACGAAUCACGAGAUGGAUCCUCCGGAAAACCCGACUCCGCCGUUCAAGAUACAUCCGGUUAAGCCCGAACCGGCCGGUUUGCAAACCAAAAGCCAUCGCAAAGCUCAUAAGCUGGGGUCGUAGUCUCUCAUCACACAGCGCCAGGUUCCUCGGGUGUAAGCCAUCAAAGUCCGGAUACAUACCAAUUGGGAAGGAACCGGUUCAAACCAAACCCGACCCAGUUCCGAAAGGCCACUCGGCGGUCUAUGUCGGUAAAAAAGACGGCGACUUUCACAGAGUUUUGGUGCCUAUCGUCUACUUUAACCAUCCUCUGUUCGGUGAGCUUCUGAGAGAAGCAGAGGAAGAGUUUGGGUUUUGUCAAGAAGGUGGGAUCACUAUCCCUUGUCCUUAUUCGGAUUUCAAACGGGUACAGACCCGAAUAGAAUCCGGGUCGGGGUUCUGCAAAUUUCCAUGGAGCCGGCGCCGGCAAUAACGACGGCGGAAAAAGACGGUAGACGAUGAUAAUGAUGAAAAAAGUUUGAGCUCUUUUUACUAUUUUCUUUUUUUAUUACUUUUUCACUGCUUUUUUAGCUUUUUUUUUUUUACCCUUUUUGUUAGAUAUGUAAUGCAUGUAUAUGUGAUAAUGUGAAAGUGACAUUUUUAGUAUUAAACUGUAAAUAAUUGAGAGAUUUUUCCA
Messenger RNA from Brassica napus (rape), 946 nucleotides. RefSeq names its product auxin-responsive protein SAUR36. Lineage: Eukaryota; Viridiplantae; Streptophyta; Magnoliopsida; Brassicales; Brassicaceae. Gene Ontology annotation, biological process: response to auxin. Bases 230 to 742 code for a protein of 170 amino acids. The transcript has a single exon. The record is from RefSeq and is a predicted model, not a curated record.